AUGAGGUGGUGCUUAAUCUCUCCGUCGCUCGGGGGCUUCUCGUCGAUUGCUCUCGCCCCCAGCUCCAAUCUCAGCCAUGGCCUUGGGCGUACAAGAUUCAGUGCUGCAAGUCUCCGAAUUUGCGCUAAUGCUGACGGAGUGGAAGCCGAGGAGGAACUUAGAGUCGAUACCGAUGAACCGGGUUCUCCUUUCCCUUCCUCGUCGUCUUCGCCUUCUCCGUUCGGUAAAGACUUGAAAAAGGUGGUCAACAAGACUGCAGCGACCUUUGCCCCGAGGGCGUCCACGGCCAGUAAAAACCCAGCUGUCCCUGGAACUACUCUUUACAAAGUGUUUGAGGUUCAAGGAUAUGCAUCAAUGUUGGUGGGAGGGGUCCUCUCUUUCAACCUCCUCUUUCCCUCCAACGAACCUGACAUAUGGAGGUUGAUGGGGAUGUGGUCCAUUUGGAUGUUCACUAUUCCUUCCCUUCGAGCACGAGACUGUCCAAGUAAAGAGAAAGAGGCUCUUAACUAUCUGUUUCUGAUCAUCCCGUUGCUCAAUGUUGCGAUACCCUUCUUUUGGAAAUCUUUUGCCCUUGUCUGGUCUGCUGAUACAGUUGCCUUCUUCGCUAUCUUGGAUGGCUGGAAAGAUCCGAGUAGAGGCACUCGUGAUGGGAUGAGAGAAUGA
Messenger RNA from Thlaspi arvense, 663 nucleotides. The record is from the annotation of a GenBank genome assembly. NCBI's taxonomy places the organism in Eukaryota, Viridiplantae, Streptophyta, Magnoliopsida, Brassicales, Brassicaceae.